Molecule: messenger RNA, 5084 nt
Organism: Oncorhynchus mykiss (rainbow trout)
Lineage: Eukaryota; Metazoa; Chordata; Actinopteri; Salmoniformes; Salmonidae
Source: RefSeq, a predicted model, not a curated record
UUAUAGUAGGCAAUACCUCCACUAGGAGCCUGUGGUUGGUUCUCUGGACAUCAGGGGGUGAAAUAGGAAAUCCUGGGGACUUCUAUUUCUAUUGUUUAUUUUCUAUCCCAUGCCAAAUGUAAAAUUGCCAGCAUACAAGGUGUGCGUAACGCAAUGGAAACAAUGGACGCGUCCGAGAAGAAUCUAACUCACCCAAAGGACACCGAUGUGUUAAAAAAGCGCAUACCCGAUAGCAAGGAUACCACUGGGACGGAAGAUGAAUCGAAGUACGUUGAAUUUAACGAUUUACUUGAUUUGGAUACAGACGGCACGAAAACUGUCAACGUUUCUGUCACCAGUGAAGGAAGCCAAAUGGCGAUUGACGCGGGCAACUGGGAGUCGAGCGCAGAAGAAGAAACUGCUGGAUACGGAGACAAGGCGAGUAAGAUGACUGAUCAUAUCAACAGUGACACAUUUAAGGAGGAUAUUGUCGCAAAGAAGUGUGCCAAGGGCUAUCUAUCCGGGUUUCUUGGAACUGCCUGCUGCUCCAAGGUUCCUAUUCUGAAUGAAAACAUUAUGGCCAGCACCGAAUCACAACGAGCCGUUGGUAAUGGAGCGCACACCCGAGAUUUUACCCCAAAAGAGGACGCAGAAAAUACACCUGUUGAUGAACAAAAUGACAAUGAAGAUUUACAAUACACUGACAUGUUAAGCGAGCAAAGUGAAUCGGGUGAUGACGUGAGCUUGGUGCUGUUCGGUGAUUGUGAUGAUUGCGCGCCUUGCAGUUGGAAGGAUGAGUCUCAUUACAUAACCUCGCACGAGAUCCAGCUCUCCGAGCUUUCAGAUCACGAUGUCGACUAUGAUAUGGAGCAGGGUUGGGAUGAUAACCAGGUCUACUCUUUUGUCGAUUAUGCUGCUUUUGACGGUGAUGGAACGACGGCAGGGAGAGAGGAGAGGGUGAAAAGCAAUCAGGGUCUGGCUAAUAGAGGACCAGCAGUCAGCACUAAGAUGGAAAGUGAUAUCGGUGACGGUGACAAGUGCGCCAUCUCAGAGAAAGGUCUGUCAAAGAACCAGAAGAAUAUUGCAGGGCAGAUCCACCUGUCAAUCAAAACGACUUCCGGAGUUAUAAAUAAGCCUAGCAACGUCCAAGAAAAUCAAAAUAAUAUUUAUUGUGCCAAGCACGCCGCAGACAUGAGUCGCUAUGUUUUUAGAGGAACUGGGGAUGCAAAUACGGAGAAAUACUGUGAUAGUGCUAAGUGUUGUAUUGCCUCCCCCGGACGCUUGCACUUUGGUGGAAAAUUAAAAGGGAAAGAUGUUAACGACUAUUCGAGCGGGGCAUCCAGCGCCUUCAGUGAUCUUGACGACGCCGAUAAGGAAGUGCGCAACUUGACUGCCAGAGCGUUCAAGAGUUUAGCAUACCCUUAUUUCGAUGCCAUCAAUUUCAGCACCUCCAGCGAGUCCUCCACCUCCGAGCUGGGGGUGAACAGGUGGUCAACUUGUGUUGACCUUAAAUAUGGCAACAUGAACAUGUAUCAGAGACAGGGGCCGAAUAAAGGGUUUAAUACAAGUUCUACGUCAUCCUCUGAAAUUGCUAAGGUUAAAGACAAUAAAGGUUAUAAGGGUUUGGUAUUGGCUAAUACUAAUCCGCACACGAACAAGCUCUUUGCUUUGAAUGGUGCCCUUUCUGGUCACUAUAACCCAUCUUCCGCAGCAAAGAAAUGUGAGUUUACGGGGGAAUUUGGGCAGGGGCACAGUGGGAUUAUUACGAUCACAGGGACAUUAAAUGUUUGUUGUAAUGUCACAUCCGGGAUGUCUGGGAGUGAAAGGCGCUCAAAAUGUGCAAAAAACUCAACAGGAUCACGUUCCACAGAUGAAGUUACCAACGCAUUGCCAAGCGGCCAGGGGAGUGAGAACAGGAAGCAACCAUGUAAUGCAGGGGAAACCAUGGAAGACACACACAAGAAAGCAACAUUAGCCUCGAGCCUUCUUAAAAAUGUAAUUUCUAAGAAAAUGCAGUUUGAGCAGGAGCGUAAAAUGGAGAGGGGGGAAAUAAGCGAGCCCUAUCACGCGCCAUCUCCCUUUCUCAAACAAGAGCCCGAAAUUACGCACAGGGAGAGGGAGAGGACUACACCAAAGGAGUCUAAGGAUUUUCAAAGGCAGAACUCGAAAUACUCAGAGGCGAGUUCUGACCUAACUAUUGUUUGUGUGGAUGAAUUAGGGGAUUUAGUGGACACCAGCUCAUGCGAUGCCAAAGACGACUGUCGGAGACAAGACAGUUUAAUUAUUGCACCAGAAACUAAUUCAGAGUCGACAAAUGAAGUAGGAAUCGAUACUAAAAUAGGAGCAUUCGAAGCGUCCAAAAGCACGCUGCUUCGAAGUCAAAAUAGCGCAUUCAGAUCCUGGAGGGACGGUGAGCUAGAGUUUCAAAAGGAACAUAAAAACGAUAAAACUCCAGAUGAGAAACCGUCUUCGUCCACCGACAACCAGGGGGAAACGGACUUGUACACCGAUCCAGGCAACAGUAAACUUACCAAAAUGACACAUUUGCUUGUGCCAAAUAUCCAACUACUACUAUCCAAUGAGAUAGAAGUUUCAAAACCCCUGCCGACUAUGAAUUAUUUAACCCGCGCGCCCGCGGAUCAAGGAGAGGAAGGUGUGAAGUUGCGCACCAACAACGUCGCAGAUCCUAGAAGUAUUGUAACAUCUACAUCGCCGGAAAUUAAAAUCAGUUUACGGAGUGUAAAAGAAAACAAAGGCGACCCUUUCAACGUUGCAAAGCUGGUGCCUCCCAAUAUAGGCUGUAACUCAGUCAAACUGAUAAAGCCAGGAGACGAGCCCAGGUGCCAAGCGCUCGCUACGGCAUUGAAGGGUGAGUCUUCCGAAAAAUUACCACACUUCAUGGUCAGAGACAUACGAAACCACAGGGCUAAGCUGCAAACACCUAUACACAAAGUUAGAGAUGUGCGUAAAUUGGUUAAAAGUUCUUAUCACUUUGUGUCUUUGGAUAAUAACGUUACCGCCGGCGACUUUCACUCAGAUCAGAAACUUUCCAAAAAGGGAUCUUAUAGAAACCCUUCGUCGCUUCCCCCCAUCAAAAUAAAGUAUCAGUCUGUGAAUACCAAUAGCAAUGAGAAUGGGAAGCAAUCUGUAAAUCAAACAGAGAAUUCUACAUUUAAGCUCAACGAGGAUUCAUUUGAAGUUUUCAGGUCAUCACCCCAGCAAGAGGCGGCCAAAAGCGGCAACCGACGAUCGUCAGGGAGAGUGCCAUUAGGCAAUACAAAACAACUGAAAGGUGAUUCGUCCGAAUGCCCCAUUGGACUUCUAAUUGAAACCAGCACAGCUUCUAUAAGACAUGAGAAAACACUGGACAUCGGUGACAAGACAAAACCUGAGUCUAAAUUGUCCAACCUGGCUGCAUUCGAGAAAUUACACGAUGCAGUCAAAACCAUGGAGCAGUUGUAUGUUUUUGAUAGAAAUGAGUGGAAGAGGAAAUCCAAGCCACCCUCUAUAUUAUCAGACAGUCAUGCGCUCUCUCUCAUAUCCAGCAAGGAGGAUGGGUCAGAGAAGGAGGGAAGGAAUGUGGCCAGUGAGGGGGCAAUGGAGAGUUCGAGAGAGAGGGAAAGGGCCAACAGUAUGGAGGCAGACAGGCCCGUCCAGUUCAGCAGAGCCUCUGCCGAGCCCGAAAACUGCCUCACUAUCCCCGUCAAGUCUCACGACACCAGCGCCAAGCAAGCCGCCGUGUCUGCCGGCGGUGGCUAUGAGAAUACAGCCAUUUAUACCUUCGCCACCACGGGCAUCAAGACCCAGACCCAGACGGCCAGCCCACCUGGUCAUGGUGGCGCCCGGAAGCAGGAAGAGACCCGAAAGUCUCCACAGAAACGCUCCACCAUCGUCAUGAAUACGAGAGCCCAGGACACGUUAACGGCCAUGAUCUACCAGAUGCCCAUGGCUCAAAGCAUGGCGUCUGCCCAACUUCAGAUGUACUGCUUCUCCCCGGCCAUGGCCCCACAUGCCGUGCCCCACACUCAGAGAAAGAUGCUCUUUGACCCCAGCACAGGGAACUACUACCUGGUAGACACCCCUGUCCAGCCAGCCACCUGCCGCCUCUUCGACCCCGAGACGGGACAGUACGUGGAAGUGCCCAUCUCCCAGCAGCCCAUGUCCCCCAUGCCCAUGUCCAUGCCCCAAAUGCCGCCCGUGCCCAUUUCCAUGCCCAUCUCACCCUUAGCCCUGAGCCCCAGAUCCUACCCCACCUACACGAUCUACCCAGGUUUCAUGCCCGCCAUUCCCGGCAUUCCUCCCCUGAUCCCCACAAGGAUGCGGUCGCAGCUCUCCAUGCCGUCGGAGCAGGAAGACUCCGGAGACAAAGGCGGUUCCUCCCAGCCAGACUACAUGGGGAGUCCCUACUACAUGGCCAUGGGGUCUGGAAAGUCUCCCCAGGCUGGAGGCUCCAGUAUGGGCCAGGUCCAGCAGCAGGGACAGCCAGGUGUCCAGGGGUUCUCCAAUGGAAGCAGCCGGUGAUCAGCAUCACCUCCCAGCAGGGGCCCUGCAUCAUCGCCCCGCCUUCCUUCGAUGGGACCACCAUGAGCUUUGUGGUGGAGCGUAGGAGUGACUUUUGAUGUUUCCUGAUGUGUUCUGGAUCGUCCAGGGCCUCUAAUCCUAUCGCCUGGACUUUAUAGUUCAUACAUCCAUCACGGUCAUCACAGUCAUCAUGGUUAUUAGUCAUCUCAACAGACAUAGAAUUGUUAUUGCCUCACCCUUCUCUGAAGUAGGUUACCAUCCCCUUCUUCUUAUUUUAACACCUCUGUGUUAAACUUGGGAGCUUGGUUGACAUUUUGAAUUGUUAAACAAUAUCCACUCGUUAAAGGGAUAAUUUGGUAGUUUGGCAAUGAGGCCCUUUAUCUACUUUACCAGAAUCAGAUGAAGUCAUAGAUACCAUUGUUAUGUCUCUGUGUCCAGUAUGAAGGAAGUUAGAGGUAGUUUCGCGAACGAAUGCUAACUAGCGCUAGCAAAAUGACUGGAAGUCUAUGGGUAUCAUCCUCUAACUUCCUUCAUACUGGAUACAAAUCCCAAGGUAUCCCUUUAAUAAAAGCAUCAUGUUUUUA